Bemisia tabaci is the source of this 4612-nucleotide messenger RNA. RefSeq names its product Activator-recruited cofactor subunit 42 (gene Arc42). The record is from RefSeq and is a predicted model, not a curated record. NCBI's taxonomy places the organism in Eukaryota, Metazoa, Arthropoda, Insecta, Hemiptera, Aleyrodidae. Gene Ontology annotation, biological process: butyrate catabolic process; fatty acid beta-oxidation using acyl-CoA dehydrogenase. Gene Ontology annotation, molecular function: flavin adenine dinucleotide binding; short-chain fatty acyl-CoA dehydrogenase activity. Gene Ontology annotation, cellular component: mitochondrion.
AGCCCGGUCCUAGUUCGUUGCAUUUCGCGGGCCGUCACUUUCAUCAUUUUCCCUGAUAAGUGUUAACUUCAAAUUAGUGCAUAUCUAAGAGUGUUACGAAAUCAUCGGAGGUUGAAAAUUGAACUCUUGCAACAUUUCUACACAUCUGCACCAUUGCUUGAGAACUGAAAUAUCUUUGUAGUUCUGCAAGUUUUUUACACAAUUAGGAACGGAUUUGUAUUGUGCUGUCAUGUUGUCAAAGUUAUCCUCUUUUCCAAUUUUUUUCCACUCAAACAAAAAGUGUGAUAAAACCUUGUAAAAUUCACAAUCUACUUCUUGCUGCAGAGCUCUCAGUUUUCCAGAAUCCCAAUACAGGUCGGAGAUGUCUUCAGUUAUUUUACCUGGUAUGAGGCUAGUUUGGCGCCAGCAUCAGCAGCAAUUUGGUAAAAGAACAAUUGCAUCUAUAUCUGCACUAUCUGAAACUCAUCAGAUGCUUCACAAAACAUGUCGAGACUUUGCUGAAGCUGAGCUGAAACCCAAUGCAGCUAAAUUUGAUCGAGAGCACCUCUAUCCCAAAGAGCAGAUCCAAAAGAUGGGAGAGCUGGGUUUAAUGGCGGUGGAAGUACCUGAAGAGCUUGGUGGAACUGGAUUGGAUUAUUUAGCUUAUGCAAUUGGAGUGGAGGAGAUAUCCAGGGGUUGUGCCUCAGCUGGAAUUAUAAUGAGUGUGAACAACUCUCUUUACUUAGGACCAAUUCUGAAAUUCGGAACCUCCAAACAAAAAGAAGAAUAUAUUACGCCGUUCACAACUGGAGAAAGAGUUGGAUGUUUUGCUCUAAGUGAACCAGGUAAUGGAAGUGAUGCUGGAGCAGCCUCAACAACUGCCAAAAAGAAUGGCGACUCUUGGAUUUUAAAUGGCACAAAAGCUUGGAUCACCAAUGGAUUUGAAUCCGAAGCAACAGUGGUUUUUGCUACAACGGACAAAGCUAAAAAACACAAAGGGAUUAGUGCUUUCAUCUCAUCCAAGCCCACGAAUGGCCUAUCUUUGGGGAAAAAAGAAGAUAAAUUGGGGAUUCGAGCUUCCUCUACUUGUAGUUUAAUUUUUGAAGAUUGCAAAGUACCUGAAGGAAAUCUUCUAGGAGAACCUGGUAUGGGUUUCAAGAUAGCGAUGAUGACCUUAGAUGCAGGUCGUAUUGGCGUUGCCUCUCAAGCUCUAGGAAUCGCCCAAGCGGCCUUAGAUUGUGCAGUUGAUUAUGCAUCUAAACGAACCGCCUUCGGAAAUCCCAUCACUAAGCUUCAGGCCAUUCAGCAAAAGAUAGCGGAUAUGUCUUUGCGAGUAGAGAGUGCACGACUUCUAACAUGGAGAGCUGCAUAUUUGAAAGAUAAUCAUCAGCCGUAUACAAAGGAAGCUGCAAUGGCUAAACUAGCAGCAUCAGAAGCUGCAACUUACAAUGCUCAUCAGUCAAUUCAGAUUCUUGGUGGAAUGGGUUAUGUGUCUGACAUGCCAGCCGAGCGACAUUACAGAGAUGCCAGAAUCACUGAAAUUUAUGAAGGAACAUCAGAAAUUCAAAAGUUGGUUAUUGCUGGAAAUGUCUAUAAAGAGUAUGGUGUAUGAAAGUGCUCUAUGAAAUGACUCGAUGGCCGCUGUUGAAGGAUAGUGAGUUUAUCGGCUGUUUUAAAUAUCUUAAUUUUGCACAUAUUUGCUUCAAUUUUAUUGAGUCUUUAAAUUUACAGUUGCUCAAAAAAUUUUUGGAAGGUAAUGAAUCAUGGUUUUCAGCAUAUUGUUUAAAAAUGUAUUGCAUUGACUUCCAAAAACAUGGGAAUGGGCUAAGUUUUUUUAAAAGGAUACCAAAUACGUUAACUAAUUCCUAAGUGUAGAACACAAACUAUCAAGUAACCUGGCUGGUGCAUUCCUCUAUCCAAAUGUUAUGUGGGAAUUAGGACAAAUCAGAACAAUGAGUAUUGGAUCAAUCUCAGAAGCUACUACUUCACUUCAGUCUAAGUUCCCUUUCAGAACUAUGAACUGCUGAUAGAAAAGUUAUGCUGUCAAAGUUUUCACAAUAUCAAGCAUGUUUUUAAAAGACUGAUCCGCUUUAUGUAUGAUUUAUAUUGAUUUUUUACUAAAUUCUAUCUUUUCUUAAAACGCAAAAUUUUCUGUUCACCUACACUAGUCUAUACUUCUGUGGUCAUGCCUUUUGAACCGACACCUCAUUGAAGUAGGAUUCGAUAAAACCAAAUUGUUAACUCCCGUCAUCCUUACGAGCAAAAUUCCCACUGGGCUUUCAAUCAGAUAGGCGACUUAAUCAAAAGGGUUUUCAUCAAAAGCGUUGUAAACACUCGCCUCUGAUUAUUCUUUUCAACACCAUGUCUAAGGUCAGUCCGAAUUAAGCGUAGCAAAGCUUGACUUUAUUUUUAUUAUUACUAGCAGUAUGUUUUACAAAAAGAGACAUGGGAAAUAUUCUACCAUUUAGCAGGACCUAAGAUCAAAAUGAUCAAGGGAGUAACAUAUUCAAAUCCUGCAAAGAUCUACCAAAAGUCAAUGCACCAGUAGAAUGUGAGGCCUCUCUUUAGUGCAUGUAGAACCCAUACUGCAGGCAUUUGGUGUCCUUUCAGCUGCAGUGUGUGCCUAGGUAACUUUAGGUCAAAAAUAAUGAUAAAAUGAAUUAUUUUUUGUCAUAUUAUCAUAUAAACUGAAUUUAUUUUUGAGUGCCCAUUAUCAAAUAGACUGAUUUAAAUGUUGUAAGAAUUUUAUGUACCUUACUAAGUUAAGUUCUUGAUAUGUUUUAUAAAUUUUUUAAGGCCUGUAGAACUGUUUUUAGUCAUAACACAUUUUUUUAGCUCUUGGCCUGGCUCUUAAAACACCUUUAUUUUCUUAUUAAUCCAGUUGGUUAGAAGGAAAACAACAAUUAUAGGAUCCGCUCUUAGUAAAUGAAAGGAGUCCAAAACUUUUAUUUGAUUAGGGGUUUCUUCUAACUUUAUGUAAUGAUCGAAUUAAUUGAUUAGUACAAUUUUCUUGAAAAGUAGACCUGAGAACAAUCAGGAAAACUGAGAGAGGGGAAUGAAGGAGUCUUCAUUUGCCUCAUAGGAAUCCUUCUUUAAUUAGUAGAGUCCUUGUCAAAUGAGUUAAUCAACUUUUAGAAGGUGAGGUACACUAUACUACAGGUAUGGACAAAUAGAAUUUUAGAAAGUCAUCAGAACACGUAGAUUUGACAGCGUCCAAUGGUACGACUGCAACGCCAUAUUGAAAACUUGUUUACUUUCUAUUCUGAGAGUGGGUCUCGUCAAUUUCGUGUUAUUUUUUCGUGUUCAUAGUCAAGUUUUUCGUUAUUUUGGGUUUUUUCACUUUUUUAAAUUCAUCUAAUAGUUUAUUGAAGGUACCAGAUCUGCCAGAAUCUUGGAGAGGGUCAUUUUGAACUGUGCGGCAAAGAUGGGACAUCUUGCGAUGUCACUCGAUGGCCCAUAUUCUCAGCGCUGCUACUUCGGCACCCUGUUUGUUCAUACCUGUGGUAGAGUGCACCUUGUUUAGAAGGUGACAGAAUAUUCACCAUUUUUAUUUCUGUCAGUAUUCUUUUCAGUGCCAAAAUGUGCUCCGACUCAUCUAGACUGAAUUCUGAAUAACAGCCACAAUUUUUGGCUCAGCUUAGAAACAACGCAUGCUUCAUUAGUUUCCCCAUGCUUCUAAGAGUAUGUACGGAUGAGCCAGAAACUGUGGUUCCAAAUUGCGAAAUGUAUUCCAUCUCAAAAUCAUGGCAUUGUCAUUCAGAGCUGAUCAAAGCUUACUUUAAAAGCCAUUCUUUUUUAUGCAUUUCAAUCAAUUUUAGGCACGCAUAUGGAUUUGGCUGCCGUAAAUUACAUUUACUUGAAUAUUUAUAUAGGUAUGAUUUUUUUUUUUUUUUUUUUUUUUUUUUUUUUUUUUUUUUUGUGUGUCGCCGGUUGCACUACCUCUAAUCAUGAAACUAAGUUAACCAACUUUUCCAUUUUUAUUGUAUUAUCUCAUAUCGUCGGAAAAAGAAAAGACCAAUAGCAUUGUGAGGUUUCGCCCUCUGAAGUUAACUUCAGAUUAUAUAGCAGUCCUCAAAUAGAGCUUUUUUCUCAUAACCUUCUUUUUAUAAUCUUUCUUCUCGUAUUUAAGUUGAUGGAUGGGUUUUAUACUUUUUUAAACCAAACUGAUAGUAUUUUAUUUUUAUCAUGCCACAUAUUUUUGAAUAAUAAAGAAAUUGAUUCUGUUGGAAUUUUGAUAAUUUUGACAUCACUAUGAAGGCUAGCAAAGGGUUAUUUCUUGACAUUUUUUUUGAAGUUGGGCCCAGUGGGUUUGGGGAAAAAACUUUAAUCGUAAAUUUCCUACCCUAUGAAAUGACCCCUUCUAUCACAAUUUUUCAGUCACAUUUAACCUCUGAAACUGUUCUGAAAAACAUAGUGACAAAAUGCUGCCAACUACGCGCACAUUACCUCGAAGACCCUCUUUAGCUCUAAUACUCUAAAAACUCUAGUACCAAGAGGCACUGGUUUGACAGAGACAUGGAAAAAUUGGAUAAGAAGAAGGUAAAAAUUUAGCCCUAUGUUCUCUAAGAUAUAGGGAAAAAAAUACUGUGAAAGUAUGGAACAUAAAAAAAAUAAAUGCAUAUCUUGAAGCACA